CUGUGGUAUAACUGCUCAGUAUUAAAAUGCCUUAAGAUACCAAUACUCCAGUAUGACAGAGGACAUCACAAAGUAUCAUAAUCCUCAGUUUCUUUUUCUUAUUGCUGCCUAUUUGCUGCUUUUCCAAUGUCAAAGUUUUCCUUUUGUGUCCCCAAGUCCGCACAUUGAUUGUCAUCCUACAUUGAUCAGUUGUCAGAAAUAGAAAUUGAUCCAGAAUAUUUAUAUUCGUGAUCUAGAAAAUAAUAGGCAUACUAAUGUUAUACAAAUAAUAUUUAUUCACAAUAUUUUGAACAAGAAAAAAAAACAAAACUGAAGUCCCGCUUAGUCGGAAGUUGCCAGUAAUCCGAGCAGUCUUGAAUGCGACAUGUGACCAAACGCGGAUGUAAGCGACGCAGCUAUCUCACGUUACUGAAGGCAUCAUGGCAGGUUAGGGCCGGUGUUUCAUGCAGCUGUAACAAGCAAUGCUGUAAAACAGGUAUUUGUGUGAACCUGCAUUCCCCUCACCCAACAGACUACUCCGUGGCCAUGUCUCAGAGGGACCAGAAGGAAGCGUUUGUCAGUAAUCUCAAUGGGACCAGUCUGGAGGAGGUGGCACUGGGCUCAUUUCUCAGCCCACUGUGCCUCAUCAGCAGAGGACUCAUUUUGAUCCUCUACCAUCAGGCCAAAGGGAGUCUUCCUCUGCCACAUCCACUCAUUUCUCAUCUGCUUCUGGACUUCUUUGUGCUUAUCCUCCCCCUCGUCCUGUCAUGUACCAUCCUGAGCAACAUUCUUCACCAGGUCAUCUUGAGCUUAAUCUGUGUUUCGGCUUGUGUGAUUUUCUAUAUCUACCGUACCAACAGUCAUCCUGCUCGGCACCGGCAGUCCACUGUCAGCACCUUCCUUCAGAGUCACGUUCAGUUCAACCAGGUUCCCUUUGUGACCAUCUUUAGAGUGUUUGUGAAUGUGAAAACAGCUAUCAGCAUUCUCGCCGUAGACUUCAGUGUCUUCCCAAGGCGAUACGCUAAGACAGAAACCUAUGGGACAGGUGUUAUGGACUUUGGUGUCGGAGCAUAUGUCUUUGCAAAUGCCCUCGUCUGUCCAGAGGCACGGAGGAAGAACAUCUCUGGAUCCAAGAUGAAUCAUCUCUCUAAGCAGCUCCUAUCUGUCUGGCCCCUGGUUGUUCUUGGUAUGGCACGGCUAGUGAGCGUCAAAAUGACCAGCUACCAUGAGCAUGUGACAGAAUAUGGCGUCCACUGGAACUUCUUCUUCACACUAGCCAUUGUGAAAGUUGUGGCUUCAAUGUUUUUAGUCAUCUUACCAGUCAGCCAGUCCUGGGUCUUCGCCCUUCUGAUCGGAGGACUUUAUCAGUUCGCUCUGGAGACGACAGGGCUCAAGGAUUUCCUUAUCCACAACAAUGACAGAGAGAAGGACUUCCUGCAUGCUAAUAAGGAGGGCAUAUUCUCUGUACUGGGCUAUGUAGCCAUCUACAUGGCAGGAGCACAGGUUGGACUCUAUGUGAUGCAGCCGAGAUCCCAGGUUAGAGAGUGGCUCAAAGCACUUUUCAACAUCAUGUUGGGAAGUCUUGGGCUUUACGCUGCUUUGUACAUAUGUCAGACCUUUGUGGAGCCAGUGUCUCGGCGCUUUGCUAAUUUACCUUUCUGCCUGUGGAGUGUUGCCCAGUCCCUGUUUUUUAUGUUCUGCCUUGCUACAGCUGAUGUGGUUUUACUGUUUUCCAAAAGAACAUCAGGCUGUCACUUGCUGCCGUCAUCGUGGGAUCUGUAUAAAAAGCAAUCAUCAGAUUCAGUCUCUGACAAAAAGAGAGAUGAGAUGGACAGAAUGUGCCUCAUUCAAGCUGUCAGCAAGAAUCAGUUGUUGUUUUUCUUGCUUGCAAAUGUCAUGACAGGAUUGAUCAACUCCAUCGUGAACACACUUAGUUGUAGCGAUUUAUUUUCAGUGUGUGUUUUGCUGUCGUACAUGUUCAUGAAUUGCAUUGUAAUAUAUGUUUUACAUCUCCUUGGAAUUACAGUCAAAUUCUGGUGAAAUUGAAUUUGUAAAACUAUUCUGAAGGUUUUUGUGGAGGGCUAGAGUUGGGGAGUUGGGGAGAUUUAAUGUUGUAAGAAGAUACCAUUGCACAUGCCUUCUUUAUUUAUGAAAAUAAACAUGUCUAGAUAAAAAUGGUACCUCUGAAUCAGUGAGGACUUGGACUUCAAUAUAACGUGAACCAAAUGUGCUGUUAAAUGUUCUUAAAUGAUUUGCCUUUGUCAUAAAACCAGUCAAGUUAUUGCAGCUAAAUAAUGCAUUCAACUCGUCAGCAGUAAGUAUAAACUGUUCAUGCACUCAUCAGAAUGGAAAACUGCAUUUAAAAUAAUGCAGCACUUGAACAAAGCCUGUAUUGUUGAACUUUUGCUCUUCUGUAUAUACUGUAUAUGUUCUGUUUUUUACUUUUUGCUUUCUUAAUCUCUUUCUGGUGUUUAUUCCUUUCCUGCUUAUUUCAUUACUCAGUACAGUUCUGUUUGUUGUAGAUGAAGUUUUAGUUUCUCAUCCUAACAUCACUCAAAUAUCAGUGACAUGUUUACACCAAACCUCAACUAAAAAAAAGGGGGUCGAAAUCUAAUACCACUAACAUAAUUUAUAUAUACUGUAUAUAUAUGAUGAAUGCAAAGAAACAAGCAAAUAAAAAUUAAGC
Messenger RNA from Thunnus maccoyii (southern bluefin tuna), 2665 nucleotides. It is a transcript of the gene pigw, whose product is annotated as phosphatidylinositol glycan anchor biosynthesis, class W. Gene Ontology annotation, biological process: GPI anchor biosynthetic process; protein localization to plasma membrane. Gene Ontology annotation, molecular function: glucosaminyl-phosphatidylinositol O-acyltransferase activity. NCBI's taxonomy places the organism in Eukaryota, Metazoa, Chordata, Actinopteri, Scombriformes, Scombridae. The record is from RefSeq and is a predicted model, not a curated record. The transcript is spliced from 2 exons. Gene Ontology annotation, cellular component: endoplasmic reticulum; membrane. Bases 358 to 2019 code for a protein of 553 amino acids.